AUGUGUCGAUACAUCUGUGUAACCUACCGCUGCCAGCACCGCGAGCUCUUCGCCGGUCCCAACUGCCUAAAGGUGAGCUUCCAGCUCUACCAAAUCGAGCGUGACGCUUCGGCAUGGACCUCUGAGGGCCGCAAGGCCUUGCCCUUCACCUGGGCUGAUGAUUGUAACCCCAACUGCAACAAUAUCACCGAGUUCAUCUGUCGAGACUUCUGCGGAUGGGAGUGUCGGAACAGUUACCCUGGCAAUCACACCCGCGUCCCCAUCCAAGCCGCCGGCACCGAGAAGCUCGAGGUUUUUCACACCCGCGCCGGUGCCGGACCUUGGCAUGUCCACAUCGCCGGUGGCCGAGAGUCCAACGUCAACCUCAACCCUGAGCCCAACGCCACUUCCGCUUCUGGAAACGCAGGACAGGCAAUCAAUCUCACUACAGCGAGUGGAGAGGCUGCUGGAGAGUACGUUCUGCAGCGAGUCAUGCGAAUCGGAUCAAGAUUCGCCGCGUAUGGAGUCCCGCGAAGUGGAAUUGGUUGGUUCUUUGUCACGCACGACGAGUCUUGGCUUGGCCAGUUCACUCAAUUCCCUAGGGACAAGUUCCUCAUCGAGAAGUAA
Molecule: messenger RNA, 606 nt
Organism: Hypoxylon trugodes
Lineage: Eukaryota; Fungi; Ascomycota; Sordariomycetes; Xylariales; Hypoxylaceae
Exons: 2
Coding region: 1-606 (201 amino acids)
Source: RefSeq, a predicted model, not a curated record